AUGGCACACAAUCAUCAUCAGCACAUGGAGAUGAGUGAACAAGGACAUGGCAUGCACGGUAUGAACAUGCACUCAAUGGCAUUUCACUUUGGAUCAGAAGAAACAAUUCUGUUUGACUUCUGGAAGACGUCUUCUCCAUUGGGUAAUUUGGGUUUCUUAUAUAAUGUUAAGUUGAAUUUAAUUUGUAAGUUGUUUGAAAGAGUUAUUGAUUAUAUAAAUUUGUUGGAUAAAGUGUUUUUGUAAUUAAAAUUACAUUUUGUACUUGAAUUUUAAAUCUAUAUUACUUAUGAUAAGUAUAAUUAACAACUAACUAGGAUUUACUGCCCUUUCACAAGAUCGUCAAUGUUGGUUGUUAAUAUCACUGCUUUAGGCCUAAUUCUGUCAUGUCUGAUCGUAUGUUUUGGGUGUAUGGCGUUCGAAGCGUUGGGAUGGCUCCGGCUUCACCGUAAGAACGUGCGAGCUUUGGUCGAAAGUCAGGUGCCACUUAUCGGUCGACGAAAGUAAGUUAGUGCAAUUUGGUAUUAAGUUUACGAUUUGUGGGAAAGGGCAAUCAAAUUAGGACCUGGCUUAACAGUUUUGUAAGUUGUGUCAGGGGAGCGUUCUCGAGACUCUCGCCCACUUACUCCGAUUCCUUUUAUGAGACAAUAAACGUUGCUACCUGUUCUUUAUCUAUUUAUUUGCUCAGGCUGUAACAAUUGUCGUACAUUUUGUCAUGUUUUUUGUUGUUUUGACAAUGAUCAUGAGUAAGAACAACAAAAUGUUUUUAGUUUAAGUAAAAGUUUGACUUUAUGAUGAUACUAACUUAAUAUGACUUCAGAAUUGACAUUGGACUGAUUGCUGACACUCUCAUCCAUGGUGUCCAAUUGCUCCUGGGUUACUGUGCAAUGUUGGUGUUCAUGACAUUCAACGUUUGGUUGUGUUUGGCCGUUGUCUUCGGCAUCAUCUCGGCUCAUCUAGGAUUCAGAAUUUUCGUACCUCAGCUGGAUGCCGUACCCAACUCAGUAUCGGAACCGUGUUGUUAA
Messenger RNA from Bursaphelenchus okinawaensis, 1022 nucleotides. Lineage: Eukaryota; Metazoa; Nematoda; Chromadorea; Rhabditida; Aphelenchoididae. The record is from the annotation of a GenBank genome assembly.